AUGAAGUAUAACGAAAUAUUGAUGAAAUUGGGUGAUUUUGGGUUGUAUCAGAAACGGUUAUAUUUUUUAACUUGUUUGCCUGCAUUGAUAAUUGGAUUACAACCUAUGCUGACAAUUUUUAUAUUAGCCAUUCCAUCUCAUCGAUGUCAACUACCCAGUGAAUUUUUAGAUACCCACUACUACCCUACCAAUAAUGUAACACAAUACUAUGUCAAUUCUACAAUACCAGUUGAUGAUGGACAGUGGGCUGAAUGUGAGCAGUAUGAUGUAGGUAAUUCAACUAUGUUUAAAGGAAUGGAUGUAGUUAAUGGAAAUAUUUCCAGGACAAAAUGCAAUGACUGGGUUUAUGAUACUUCUACCUAUCACAAUACUUUUGUUUCCGAGUUUAACCUAGUGUGUGAUGACACCAUAUACAGAUCUCAUGCUAAUAUGUUAUUUAUGUUUGGUAAAAUGUUGGGAUCGCUAGUUUUUGGAAUAAUAGCUGAUUUAUUUGGACGGAAAAAAUCCUUCAUCAUCUCUGUUUUAAUAGACCUGUUUUGUUCCAUGACGAUUGCAUUCUCACCUAGCGUGUGGGUAUUUUUCAUACUACGGAUGUUAGUUGGAGCUGCUAAUUCUGGUAUCUUCAUAUCUACAUUCAUCAUAGGAUUAGAACUCGUAGGCAAAAGUAAGCGAGCAUUUGCUGGAAUAGUUAUCGAAUUUUUCUGGGUUGGUGGAUUAUUUAUUCUGCUGGUUUUGGCCUAUUUAUUAAGAAGCUGGGAUGAUCUUCUGUUAGCUACUGCACUUCCAAUACUGCCUUUGGUUAUUACAUUCUGGUUUAUCCCAGAAUCAACCAGGUGGCUGGUAUCAAAAGGUCGUACAAAAGAAGCUGAGAAGAUUUUACGUAAAGCUGCUAAAGUGAAUAAAGUAGAACUUCCCGAUGAAUUAUUCGAUAAAGAUUGCUUGGAGAAAGAACCACGAGUAAAAAUUUGGGAAAUGUUUACAUCACCCGUCUUAGUUAUCAGAUCUUUUAUUAUAUUUUCCAGUUGGGCAGUAAUUUCUAUGGUAUAUUAUGGCUUGAAUUUAAAUAUUACAAAUCUGAGUGGAAAUAUUCACAUAAAUUUUACCAUCUCAAAUAUUGUAGAAUUUUUAGCGUAUUUGUCCGUAUUUAUCUUUGCCGAGAGAAUUGGUAGAAAACCGAUAUUAUGUAUGAGUAUGUUAGUUGGUGGAGCAGCCUGUGUACUAUCAAUAUUUCCAGUACUGUAUGGAAAUUCAGCACAUUAUUGGAUUACCAAUGGUUUAUCUAUGAUAGGAAAAUUUGGUGCUUCUGCUGGCUUUGGAGUUAUAUACAUGUUUAGUGCUGAGUUAUUUCCAACUGUGUUACGGAAUUCAAGCGUCGGUCUAUGUUCAGUCUCUGCUAGAAUUGGCUCAAUGAUUGCACCAUAUAUUUCAGACAUUUUAUUAAAAGGUGAACUAGAACUUGCCUUACCUUUAAUAGUAUUUGGAAUAUGUUCUGUUGUUGCUGGUCUCCUUGCCUUACUGUUACCAGAAACGAUGAAUAGAAAUUUACCAGACACAAUUGAAGAUGCAAAAUCAUUCGGAAGGUAA
This is a messenger RNA of Lottia gigantea (owl limpet), 1584 nucleotides long. RefSeq lists its product as hypothetical. The transcript is spliced from 9 exons. Gene Ontology annotation, biological process: transmembrane transport. The record is from RefSeq and is a predicted model, not a curated record. Gene Ontology annotation, cellular component: membrane. Lineage: Eukaryota; Metazoa; Mollusca; Gastropoda; Lottiidae. Gene Ontology annotation, molecular function: transmembrane transporter activity. Bases 1 to 1584 code for a protein of 527 amino acids.